Molecule: messenger RNA, 4856 nt
Organism: Scophthalmus maximus (turbot)
Lineage: Eukaryota; Metazoa; Chordata; Actinopteri; Pleuronectiformes; Scophthalmidae
Gene: lrrc8db
Product: leucine rich repeat containing 8 VRAC subunit Db
Exons: 2
Coding region: 386-2941 (851 amino acids)
Molecular function (GO): protein binding
Source: RefSeq, a predicted model, not a curated record
UAUGACGCACAGCGCAUCAGCUCCUGGUGUGGAAGAAAAAAGACAACAACCCCCCACUGUGAAACAUCAGGCAGCAGCACUCCUCCUUGCACACUGCAAGAGAACUUGCAUCCGGUGUGUGUGUGUGGUCAUGAUGAGAGACCGAGGAUGCGACUGAGCGCGUGAGCCGCAUCCGAGCGGGUGCACGUCGUGCCGCGCCGGGGCCCCAGCGGACCCGACCAUCUGAGGCGCGGGGCGGGGGUGGACGGCUAAGCCGCUUAUACGGGCCUGCUGUUGUUGAGCCCGACGCGAAGGGCGCACGACUCCUUUUUUCCGCAGCGGAACAUGGCGCGCGAGAGGAGGCUCUGCUCGCCGUCGACAUAACGGGACCGGUCCACCCGAAGGCAUGUUCUCCCUCACGGAGGUAGCCUCCCUGAACGACAUCCAGCCGACUUAUCGAAUCCUGAAACCAUGGUGGGACGUCUUCAUGGAUUAUCUUGGUAUUGUUAUGCUGAUGUUGGCCAUAUUUUCUGGAACCAUGCAGUUCACUAGAGACCAAGUGGUAUGUCUUCCAAUUCUGGAACCAACCAUGGAGGGGGCGGGGGGCUUCUUGGGCCCCCGACCACCAGAGACAGCUGAUCGUUUCCUGAACAAAGAAAGUGCAAUCGGGGAGCAAGCUGCUCCCCUGAUUGCUAAGAGGCCUCCCGAAAGCAUUGCACCCACAAUUCACUUCGCACAGCCAGUGACCUUUGGGCAGCCCAACCCUACAGGUGUCAGCACCGAGCUGGAUUUUCAGCAGUAUGUUUUUGUCAACCAGAUGUGCUACCAUGUUGCCCUCCCAUGGUAUUCCAAAUAUUUCCCAUACCUUGCUCUAAUCCACACUAUCAUUCUAAUGGUCAGUAGCAAUUUCUGGUUCAAGUAUCCGAAGACGAGCUCCAAAAUAGAACAUUUUGUCUCCAUACUCGGAAAAUGUUUCGAAUCCCCUUGGACCACUAAAGCGCUGUCCGAGACUGCUUGUGAGGACUCGGAGGAGAACAAGCAGAGGCUGGCUGGCGCCUCGUCCCUACUGAAGCAUCUGUCCACGAGCAGCGAGGAGGGGAGUCCAAACCAGUCUGCCCCAGUGCUGACUAAAUCCGGGGUCACAUUUUCUGCUGAAAAGCUCGUGAGUGAAGUCCCCUCUAUGACCAUACUGGACAAGAAAGAUGGCGAGCAGGCGAAGGCCUUGUUCGAAAAAGUACGUAAAUUCCGUGCCCACGUGGAAGACAGUGACUUGAUUUACAGGCUGUAUGCCAUUCAGACAGUCAUCAAAACAGUCAAAUUCAUUUUGAUCCUCUGCUACACAAUGACAUUUGUUGCCGCUAUUGAUUUUAACCAUGUGUGUGAGCCUGAAAUAAAGCAUUUGACUGGAUAUGCUAAAUUCCAUUGUACACAUAACAUGGCUUUCAUGUUGAAGAAGCUCCUUGUCAGUUAUAUUGCUAUAAUAUGUGUUUAUGGCAUUAUCUGUAUCUACACACUCUUCUGGCUUUUUCGGCGGCCACUGAAGGAGUACUCCUUUGAAAAAGUCAGAGAGGAGAGCAGCUUCAGUGACAUUCCUGAUGUCAAGAAUGACUUUGCUUUCCUCCUUCACAUGGUUGAUCAGUACGACCAGCUGUAUUCAAAGCGUUUCGGGGUUUUCCUCUCAGAGGUGAGUGAAAACAAACUUCGAGAGAUCAGCCUGAACCAUGAGUGGACAUAUGAGAAGUUGCGGCAGCAUGUGACACGCAAUCCUCAAGAAAAGCUGGAACUUCAUCUUUUUAUGCUAUCCGGAGUCCCGGAUGCUGUGUUUGAUCUCACCGAUAUAGAAAUCCUCAAACUAGAAUUAAUUCCCGAGGCCAGGAUAACAGCCAAGAUCUCGCAAAUGAUAAACCUCCAGGAGCUGCACUUCUAUCACUGUCCCGCCAAAGUUGAGCAGACUGCUUUCAUUUUUCUUCGCGAUCACCUCCGGUGCCUUCAUGUCAAAUUCACAGAUGUCGCUGAGAUUCCCAGCUGGGUAUACUUAUUGAAAGGCUUAAGGGAACUGUACUUGGUCGGUAACCUUAACUCUGAAAACAACAAAAUGAUUGGACUCGAGUCUCUCCGAGACCUCAGGCACUUAAAGAUCCUGCAUCUCAAAAGCAACCUCACGAAGAUGCCAACGAACAUAACAGAUCUGUCCCCACAUUUGAUCAAGUUGGUCAUUCAUAAUGACGGUACGAAGCUCCUAUUGCUGAAUAGUUUGAAGAAAAUGAUGAAUCUAGGAGAGUUGGAGCUUCAGAAUUGUCUGCUGGAUCGAAUUCCCCAUGCUAUCUUCAGUUUGACCACCCUUCAGGAGCUUGAUCUCAAAUUCAACCACAUUAGUACCAUCCAGGAGGUCAUCAGCUUUCAGCACCUCAAGAGACUGACAUGCCUCAAACUUUGGCACAAUAACAUCAACGCCAUUCCGGUGUCCAUUAGCCACGUCAAAAGCCUUGAAUCACUUUAUCUCUCACACAACAAACUUGAGUCUCUGCCCUCUCCACUAUUCUCCCUCCAGAAUUUGAGGUACCUCGAUGUGAGCCAUAACUCCAUAGUGGUUAUACCGCUGGAGGUUGGCUUUCUGCCGAACCUCCAACAUUUUGCCAUUACGGGCAACAAAGUCGAGGUAGUCCCCAAGCAACUGUUCAAGUGCACCAAACUGAGGACAUUGUGUCUCGGCCACAACUCCAUCUCGUCCAUUCCUGAGAAAAUUGGUCAACUCACACAGAUGGUGCACCUGGAAGUGAAGGGAAACUGCCUGGACCGUCUGCCGCCCCAGCUCGGCCAGUGCCGCCUCCUCCGCAGGGGCUGCCUGAUUGUGGAGGAUCACCUCUUUGACUCGCUCCCCGUGGAGGUCAAAGAGAGCAUCAACCAGGAAUCGAGUGUUUCUUUUCCAAAUGGCUGCAAGUGUCUAAGUGACGGGCGGUAGUCACAUGGGAUCGAAUGUUAGGCAGUAGAUAGGGGUUUGUAUUGGUCGGCAGUACUUGCCUUUGGCUACACUUAAUAAUAUAUCACAGGAGCUUAUCCUUUGAACAAAGCUCAGCACGUACAAGGUCCGUUACACUGGAGAAAUUAUAGAUUAACUAGAAAUUAUCCUGACUAGUGACAUGUCUACAUGUUUAUUUUGCUUUUGUUUUCAGUUAACGUAUGUGCACAAUAGCAGUUAAAUCACCCAGCUUAUAUAUAUUUUGUACCUUUUGUAUGCAAAAUAUCUGUAGUGGAUCUACAGAAAUUUGUAUGAUUUUCCCCCUUUUUUUUAUGACGGUUUUCUACGAAUUAGAUUGAGGUUGACCUCAGCUCAAUGGGUUGGUUCACUCAAAUUACAAGAAAAAGUUGCAAUGCACCUAAAUGUUCUGCCUCAGAGCUCAGAACAUAUACAUAGUGACAUUUCUUUUCAGAAACAGAGCCCCCAUUACCCUGGAUAAGACCUCAUUGCACAGCUGCAUUACAUCUUUUUCGUUAAAGGGAAAUACUGCUGCUAAAAGUUGUCAGUGUUAUGCGUCGCUCAACAAAUUUGAAAAUUUGUUUUCAAAGUUUCAACCCAGGCUAAUACGCCACCAAUACAGUGUUUUCCCCCUUUUAUUAUUCAGCCUUUGUAAAACUAAGCUGAAUGCAUCUUGGGCUAUAUUUGUGUCCAGUCUGGGCCAUGAGCAGGAGAAAGACGCUUACAGGUCAACGUACCUGGGUCAUAAGGGAACAGCAGGGCCAACAGUUGGGUAUGCAGUGUGUGUACCCGAGUUUUAUUAAAACCUUCCAAUCUGAAUAAACUUGUAAUACGUUUUCAUGUCACACACUGAAAUGAUGAAAAAUCUCAUUCCCAUUUCCUGAAGUGUCAUUAUUUUUUGACACAGUGGGGAAAAGAAACGUUACUCUUUUUUUUUUGCUUGCGCUACAGCCAACUCACAAUGAUGAUUUUUCUCAAUUUUAUUUUUGCUCUCAUGUUUUACUAUGUACUGGUAUUUUACUAUGUAUUUUUGUGUGCUCUUUUUAUCUAAUCAUGAUCUCAUUAUCUUCUAUCUGUACUUGUGUCUCCACAGCACUUUGUUUAGCUGGUUUUAAAAUGUGAUGUACAAAUGAAGGAAUUACUGUCUGUAAUUGCACUACUGUUAUUUAAAGGUUGAACUUAAAGAUACAAUUGCAACAUAAUUCUGUGUUAUGUUUUGCACCUAAAAAAGCACAUUUUUGAAAUAUUCUGCAUAGUUAUACGAUUGAACCUUGAUGCCUGAAAGACAUGGCUGUUUGAAACCCCCCACGAAAAUCAUCUUUAAACACAUUUAUUAUUUGUUAAACCAAGAUGUUCUCCUCAAGUAGCAUGACUGCUAAACACUGUGCAAUCGGGCAGGGCGUGCCGAACAUGCUCAACUCUGUCAAUGAGAUGACACGGUCAGGGCCCGAACCCGCAGCCUUGGGAGUAGGGAGUAUGGGAGACCGUCGUGCUAACCACGAGGCCAAACCCCUGAGUCGUCCGCAACAAUCUUUUGGGUUUUAAAUGUACAGGAUUUUUCUUUUUCUGCGCACAGACGGCGGCGGAAUUUUACAAAAAGUGUAUUGGCUUAAAAUCGCUAACUGCCCCUUUAAGAGAUUAUUAAGUUGUCUUAUAACAGCCUUCAACCAAGGCUUGUAACAGUGUGACCAAUAUUAUCUAUGCAAUACAUUCACAAGUGUUUUUUUCCCCAGUUGGUGAUAAUGUGGAAGACAGUAAUAAAUUCUAUUAUUUUUCUAUGCUUUGAUACUAUCAAAAUGAAAUUACAAAUAAUUUACUCAAGGGAAACAACCAUGUAUUUACAACAGAAUACAUUUUUUUUUUAAAAUUAUGGUCAAUAAAUACUGGUAUUAUAAUCAGA